AUGGUGCAAGGUCUUGGGAAUUUAGGUUGUAAACCAUUCGAGGAGGACAACAGGUGCGGUAAUCUUUGCGAGCUGACCUGUGCGGAUGCCAUUGGAAAUUCCAAACCUCGCCGAUCGUCUUGUUACCGCCCAUUGUGCGUGUGCAAGGCGUACACGUAUCGAUUUAAUGGAAAUUGUGUACCGAUCGAUGUAUGUGAACGAAAUAAUGGUGACUGGAAAGAAACUCGACCUGUGCCUCCAGGCGACAUAUCUCCGAUUCCCUGCAAGGAUUUCCCUUGCCCGAAGGGCUCCACUUGCUCUGAAGGGAAAAAAAUUUGCUCAACGAAAGGGAAUUGCGAUUUCACUGCAACAGAAUGUCUUCCUGACGGUGACACAUCCAAUUAUGACGGUUCUGGACCAGUAGCAACCACGGAAGUUUUGGGUACUAAUCAACCAACGUCAUGUGUGGAUUUCAAGUGCAAUUCUGAUCAAAUCUGCAGCAUGGCGAUCGGUGUACCAAAAUGCGUUCCAACCAGAAUGACAUGUAACGAAAAUGAAGAAGUGAAUCCGUGUGGAAAUUCGUGUGAACUGCUAUGUGCGGAUCUAACAAAUACAAUUCCGCGUUCGUGUCCAUGGAAUGUAUGUGGACUUCCUGCAUGCGUGUGCAAGACUGGAUUCUUUAGACUAAACGGGAAUUGUGUCACACGAGCCGGGUGCAUUUAA
This is a messenger RNA of Necator americanus (New World hookworm), 702 nucleotides long. RefSeq lists its product as uncharacterized. The coding region runs from base 1 to 702 and encodes 233 amino acids. The record is from RefSeq and is a predicted model, not a curated record. Lineage: Eukaryota; Metazoa; Nematoda; Chromadorea; Rhabditida; Ancylostomatidae. The transcript has 9 exons.